This is a messenger RNA of Dermacentor albipictus, 5884 nucleotides long. RefSeq lists its product as uncharacterized. Gene Ontology annotation, molecular function: nucleic acid binding; zinc ion binding. Lineage: Eukaryota; Metazoa; Arthropoda; Arachnida; Ixodida; Ixodidae. The record is from RefSeq and is a predicted model, not a curated record.
GGGCGGCGGCGCAGCAAUCGAUGGGCCGCAAUGGCGGCCGCCGCCGCCGCGCUAGCCGCCGCCUGGCCGUGGCGGCUGGCGCGGGCCGACUGCCCGGCCGCCGAGUGCCACGACGAGGAGGUCAGCGUGGCGCUGCCCAUCAUCGGGCUGCUGCUGGGGUGCGCCCUGUCGCUGGGCUUCUGCCACCUGGCCAUCCGGCUGUGGAUGAGGCGGCGCGAGAGCGCCUUCCUGCGCGCCGCCGCCCCGCCCGUCGCCCUGCUGCGGCCCCAGCCUCCCCGACUGUGCGACUCGGACCCCGUGCUGUCGGGCGCCAUGCCCGGCGCGCCGCCGUCGCCGCCGCGCUACUGCGACGCCUGAGCAUCCAAGGUGACACCGAGAACGCCGCCGUGCGCGCGCUGUUUCUGCGUGUGUGUGAAAAACUGGGACGAUAAUCGAUCCAGCGAUCCCGAGCGCACUGGAUAAGGACAUGAAUAACUGUCAGCCUGUUGCCACAUUUGGUACAUGUCGGAGGUUCGCUUCUCGUCAAAAGCACGUAGCUGAGGCGCUAAGGCUCCCGCGGCCGACCGGGCACGCGGCGUCCCCACCGGAGGAUCGUCUGCCGCUCGUGGUGCAAGUUGUGAAUCAUGGCUACUAUGGAAGGAGCGACUACACCCGAGGAAUCUUCGGUUCCAGGACAAUGGUACGCUAGCGAAGGAGGAAGGUACGUGCCGCUAGAGAAGAGCGGACAGAAAACUGCGAAACAGCGAGCCCGGCAGAGGCAAGCAGGCAGGAAAAUGGCGGCCAAGUCGAUCGAGCGUCAGCAUACGCGCAUUCCAGACGGCGCCGAGAAAAUUGUUCUCCGACCACGUGGCGGCUUAGUUAAGCUUACCAAAUAUGGAACAGCAUAUCUGACUGACGUCAUCAAAAUGUCGGCGGGGAUUAACUCACGCGAAUGGAAGGAGGGUAAAAUAACUCCAAAUAUGAAGCAGCACUCCGUUCUCGUCAUCACUACGAGUGCGGAGAGGAAGCUGAAGUACGCGAGCGUGAAACACCUCAUGUUCGACGGUGAACAAGUGGAGACGUUCGCCUACGUGGCCACCCCCGAGCACUGCAGAAAGGGAGUCAUCCACGGGGUUCCAGUCGGAUACUCCAUCGAAGAAAUUCUGUACCGCCUAGACCGCAAGGAUAACCCCGAGAUUCGAGGCGUCCGCAGGCUGGGCAAAGAUUCACAGUCGAUCUUUAUUCUCUUCAAGGAGAAAGAAGUGCCAAGGUGGAUUUACCUCAACGGGGCACCGCACAGAUGCCAGCUGUACCGCAAAAAAUACGAAGUGUGUGUCGCUUGUGGCCGACUCGGGCAUCGCGCUGACGUGUGCCCGGACCCGACGAACGUCAAGUGCCGCGGCUGCGGCCUCGAGAACCCGUCAAGUGACCACAGGUGUGAGCUGAAAUGCCAGCUGUGCGGCAGAGGCCACGCCCUAGGAGAUCCCAAGUGCCGAGAACUCUUCCGCACUCCCUACGAAGUUAAAAAGCGACAGUGGGAGAAGAUGAAACAAGCAACGACGACUGGUGGGGGACAUCAGAGUCGACAACGCGAACCCAAAGGGGGAAAAGAUUUCAAGUUCCGCGAGGACUCUUUCCAAAAACUGGAAGCAAAUCAGAGCAGACCAUCGCCGCCGCCCAAAGGACGCUCCCGUUCCCGUGCCAGGAGCCAGUCCAGGGGACGCUCGAGCUCAAGGGACCCUGCCAACCCAUGGAGACGAGGUAGGAGCAAGGAGCGUAAGGGUGUGAAUUUCGCAGGCAAGGUCUCCCAGGAAAGUAAUCAGAGGGAUAAACGGGACGAGGAAAUUGAGAAAAUAAAGAAAAUGGUCGAAAAAUUAACGGGGAUAGUCGAUUCGCAACGGUCCGAAAUCCAAAACUUAAAGAAAUCACAGAGGCAGGCAACCCCUCCUCAACAACAACCCAUUAGACAGAUGACCCCCCCCCCCCCCCCCCAGCGGCACGUCAACAGCCGCAAGGAGAGGAUAAAAUGGUCACAGAGGCGUCCCUCCCGCCACCAACGAAACGCAAAAUUCAAGACGCCGACCCUAUUCAGGCUAUAGAGAAAAGGGUCGAAAAUUUGGAAAGGUUAGAGGCCAAGAUGAAUGAAUUUAUGAACCAUAUCAACAUCCAAAUUCAAGCUGUCCUCGGGGCAGUUCAGAAACAGGCCGAGGAAUGCCAAAGGCUAAGGAAUGAGAUGGUCGCCAUGAACGGGUGGCAACAGAAUAUGGAGCAGAUCGUCACGCAACUGCAAAAUGGCCAGGCGCGAAAAUGAAAAUCAAAUCUGGCAGUGGAACUGUCGCGGCUUCCGGCGCAAGCGGUCGAUUCUGCAACAGUACCUUCCGCUAUUAGAUGAGACUCCUUUGGCGAUUGCCCUCCAGGAAACUGGAGGACCCGCAAAACUGGCAGGUUUUCAGGCAUUUCAUAGUGGCAGGGGGGAGAAAUCCUCCGUCACAACACUCGUGAAAAGAAAUAUCGCGGCCAUUCAACACGAUUUAGAGUCGAGAGAGAUCUAGAACGUGUUUGUCGAAAUUCUAACCGGAAAACAGAAGGACCCUAGUUUAUUCCUUCUAAAUUUAUACAGCUCACCCAGGCAAAGGAAGGUGAGGUUCAGGGCUCUACUUCACAAGGCCCUCAAAAUUUCAAGCAACCAGCCACUGUUGAUAGUGGGGGACUUUAAUGCACAUCACCAGGAAUGGGGGUACCCGCACCAAAGCCCGAAAGGCAGACAGCUGUGGGAAGAUACGCAUGACAUAGGGCUCACUCUGCACACGUACCCUGAGAGUCCAACGAGGGUGGGCAAUAGCGUUAGUAAGGAUACAUCUGCAGAUCUAACAUUCUCGAAAAACAUUAAAGAUCUAGAAUGGCAUAAUUCGGAUCAAAAUUUUGGCAGCGACCACUACAUAAUUGUUUCCAUAUUGAAAGUGGGCCUUCAAACGCGCAGGGCCCGCGCGCCGGCCGUCGUUGAAUGGGAUAAGUUUAGAGAUAUCAGGAGAGCGCAGGAACUGGGGCCCAUCAGAAACAUCGAGGAAUGGACGACGGCGCUCAAAUCGGACGUUAGAGGGACGACAAAAACGCUCGAAGGGGAUAACGCCCCGGAGAUAGCGGACAGCCGUCUUCUGCAUAUGUGGGAAGCUAAGCAAAGCCUGGAACGUCGUCUCAAAAAUCAGAAAUGGAACCACAACCUCAGAAGAAGGAUUGCUAGGCAUAAUAAGGAAAUCGAAGAUUAUACUUUUACAUUAUGCGAACAAAAUUGGGCCAACAAGUGUGACGAAAUGGAGGGGAGCAUGCACCUCUCCAAGACGUGGAACAUCCUCCGGCACUUGUUGGACCCCGCAAGCUCGAAAACUCAAUCCGGUGUAAGAUUGGCAAAAGCUAGGCACGCGUUCGUAGGGAACGAUGAUUAUUUUAUGAAGAAAUUAACUGAGACGUUCGUGGGGGAAACAUCGCGAACUCCACUAGCCGACUAUGGUGGAGCGCCUAACGAGGCGUUGGACGCCCCCAUCACAGAAGCGGAAGUGCGAGCAGAGAUUGUAAGACUCAGAACGAAGUCGGCUCCAGGCCCUGACGGUGUAACGAACAAAAUGCUCAGAAACUUAGACGAUGAUUCCAUUAGUUAUCUGACGAAGUACAUGCAGGAAUGUUGGGAAAAAGGCGAGCUCCCACAACAGUGAAAGACGGCAAGCAUUAUUUUAAUACCAAAACCCGGGAAGCCUCCGCAAUUAGAAAACUUACGGCCAAUUUCCUUAACUUCAUGCGUGGGGAAAUUGAUGAAGCACGUCGUCCAGACCAGACUGAUGGGCUUCAUGGAGCAGGGCGAUCUGUGCCCACAUGAGAUGGUCGGGUUCCGACCUCAAUUGUGUACGCAGGACGUCAUGCUCCAAAUCAAACAUGAUAUAAUAGACUCAAGGUCUAAAGAUGCAAAAGCAAUUCUGGGACUGGACCUCACGAAGGCUUUUCACAACGUAAAGCAUGAGGCGGUCCUGGAAGGGCUGAACAAGAUUAAUGUUGGUACCAGGACAUAUCGAUACAUCAGGGACUUCCUGACGGGAAGAACUGCUUGUAUGAGUUUCCAAACGCUGGCAUCCCCCACAAUUGAGCUAGGGAGUAAGGGUACGCCCCAAGGAUCAGUGCUGUCUCCCCUACUCUUCAACGUGGCUAUGAGAGAACUCCCCGAGCAAUUGGCAAAGCUCGAGGGAUUAAAAUUUAGUAUAUAUGCGGAUGAUAUCACCCUCUGGGUCAACCGGGGAAGUGAUUCAGCCGUCGAAAGCCUGCUGCAGGCCGCCACCGACAUCAUAGUUGAUUACGCGGCCGAGAGAGGCCUAGCAUGCUCACCGCAGAAAUCAGAAUUGUUUAUAUACAAUCCGAAACACUUAAGGUGCAAGGCACCGUCGGAGAUCAAAAUUAAGGUGGCGGGUAAAGAGGUACCAAAAGUCGAGCAAAUUAGAAUCUUGGGCCUGAUUCUCCAGUCACACGGCCACAACGGCGAGACCGUCAAGAGGCUGCAGAAUCACGCAUUACAGACCCUGAGCCUAAUUAGGCGGGUGGCCAGCAAAGGCCGAGGGCUAAAGGAAAAAAAUUAAUUAAGCUAAUACAGGCGUACAUAUUCAGCCGGGUGAGCUAUGCAACGCCAUAUCUCGAUUUGAAAGUGGUGGAAAGAGAAAAGAUUGAUUCUCUAAUGAGAAAAUGCGUAAAACGAGCGCUGGGACUGCCCAUGUGUACAUCAACAGAGAGACUGAUGGCUCUAGGAGUGCACAACACAUGGGCAGAACUGGCGGAAGCGGUGCGAACCUCUCAAAUUGAGAGACUUAGCACCACGAAGACAGGAAGAGCCAUAUUGGCCAAAGUUUGAAUAAAUCCGGACAGAGGCCCCACCCAAAAGGUGGAAGUAGAUAGGGAAGUUAGAAAAAGUCUGAUUAUCCCCCCUCUGCCCAAAAACAUGCACCCGGAACAUAACAAAGACAGCAGGCAUAAACGAGCCGAAGCAUUAAAAAUUAGAUUCGGUAAUAUCUCGGAGCAUGAGGUGGCCUAUGUAGACGCGGCGGGAGGUAGCGGCAGUUUUACGGUGGCAACGGCCGUCAGCGGCCGGAGUAUUCCCGUGACCGCUGUCACUCUGCGCGGGCGCAACAUAGAAGUUGCCGAGGAAAUUGCGAUCGCAUUAGCUUGCGCUGGAACGGACGCGAAAUUUGUGAUCAGUGACAGCAAAACUGCCAUACAAAAUUUUAGCAAGUGAAGGAUCUCGCCCUUAGCGGCCAGAAUCCUAGGCCAGAGAAAGCUAGACAGAAAAAUUCACAUAAUUUGGACUCCGGCGCACGAAGCCGUCCCCGGCAACGAGGCGGCCCACGAGCUAGCUCGAGAUCUCUAUCGCCGAGCCGCUACGGGGCCCCUCGAUGACCGAGGGAGCGGAGAGCGCAUGCUAAAAUAUGGGGAGAUCACGCAGCAUUAUAGAUUGGCUCGUAGACUGGUAUCCCCGCAAGACCCAAAAUUAAACAACAGACAAGCAGUCGCAUGGAGACGACUACAAACUUAUACAUAUCCGCACCCGGUUAUGGCGAACCACAUGUUCCCCGAGGCCAGGAGCGAUAAGUGUAAUCUUUGUGGGGCGAGAGGGACCCUCGACCACAUAAUAUGGGAAUGUCCGUACUCUCCCGGGGGAACGCACAAAAUAGGUAGCAGAGACACCUGGGAGACCCGGCUGCGCAGCUCGUACUCUGAGCUCCAGCUCCGGCUCGUCCAACUGGCUGAAGAGGCUGCUGGGACCCAAGACCUCCCAGCCUGCAUCUGAGGCGGCGGCACUCGCCCCCUGACCUGCGUGUCGGGGGGUGGGUAGAUCACCUUCUCCGUUGGACAUUAAAGUUUAUUCUAUCUA